Ficedula albicollis (Collared flycatcher) is the source of this 2604-nucleotide messenger RNA. RefSeq names its product fibroblast growth factor 22 (gene FGF22). Gene Ontology annotation, molecular function: fibroblast growth factor receptor binding; growth factor activity. Bases 2237 to 2554 code for a protein of 105 amino acids. The record is from RefSeq and is a predicted model, not a curated record. Gene Ontology annotation, biological process: animal organ morphogenesis; positive regulation of gene expression; regulation of cell migration. NCBI's taxonomy places the organism in Eukaryota, Metazoa, Chordata, Aves, Passeriformes, Muscicapidae. Gene Ontology annotation, cellular component: cytoplasm. The transcript is spliced from 2 exons.
AGGGGGGGUGUAGGAAGUUUUGCCGUGAUGCUGGUCCCAGAAUGGGGAAUUUGUGAGAUGUGGGACAGCAGAACAUUCCCUUUGGAGGUGACCAUGGAGCAGCCGCUGCCUGCAGAGCAGGUUGGGACUCAACACAGAGACAGCUGGGUGGGUAGAGGGACAGAGUCUCCAAGGACGUGGCAGUCACUGCAUGACUUCAGCAAGAGUGCCCGGGCAUCAGCCGCCCAUCGGGGUGCAGUGCCCCAGACCCUGGGACAAGGAUGGGGACGCCAAGCUGGCAGGAGAGUAGGUGGACAAGGAGGGGGAUAUUGGGGGCCUUGGGAAAGGGGGUUGCCUGAGCAUCCCCCAGGUGCCCUGACAGGGUGUUGGGUUUGGGGCAGGAGGUCUGCAGCACCCCCAGCCCACGUCCUGGUCCGGCAAGGGCUGCCCUAUCUCCCGGCCAGCACAGGAUUCCUCCCAGCAGCCACAGGACAUGGGAGCCAAGCCCAGCCCAGGGAACCCUCCUGUGGUGUCGGAGGCUGUCGGGAGUCCCGACCAGGCACACUGCCAGCACAAAGCACCCCAACACGUUCCCUCGAUGGUGUGGCCAUAGGACCUGGCAGGCAGAGCAGCUCCGGGCUGUGCAUGAGGCUCACUCUGCUUAUCUGUGUGCGCCUGGGCUGGGCGCGGGCUCUGCUCCACAGCCCUCGCAGAAGCUGCUGGACCAGCCCCACUGGCAGCUCUAGGGUGGCGGGGGCUCUUCCAGGGACUCCUGCACCUCACGCCCUGCAUCUGCCCCAGCCUCCUCGAGACCCCUCUGGGGCUGAGUCUGAGACUGGGAGCACUGGGAGCUUGCUCUGACCGGGUAUUGGCCAGGCACCUGCAAACAAAGGGCGGCAGAGCCGGCCGGAGCGCUGGGAACAGAAGGGGGUUAUUUUUAGAAAAGCGCAAGUCCUUAUAAAUAGCAGCAGCUUCAGACAGUGAUCAAGUGGGACGGAUUCACAGGCAUUCGCUCAGCCCUUCCCUCCACAGCCCUCGUCAGUGGCUUCCCUGGGCCGAGCCCUGCUGCUCCCGGUGGCAGCACCGCAGCAACCGGGCUGAAAAUCCCCGAGGAGCCGAACGCUCGGGAGCCCUUGACGCUGCCCCAGUGCAGUAUCCACCCUGUCCGCUCCCAGCCUCCCGCAGGCAGGUGAUGUCCGGGGGACGCCAGCAGCUCCGGAGAUUGAUGAAAGUCCUUGCCCAGGCGCUGCAGCCCCCAGCUGUGUGCGCCGCCAGCAGCCAGGGCCUCUGCGUGUUCUCCCACCCCGUCCAGCCCGGACAGCCCCUGCAGUGGUGUCCAUAGGCAGACCCUGCCGUGGCUCCAGCCCUCCCUGCUGCCCUUCCCACACUGCUCUCCCUGGACAUUCCUCCUCCCCUUCCCAGUGCCGCCGUGUGCCUGGCGGGCGGCAGGGCGGGCAGCGGCACUCCGGGCUGGCCGGCGUGAGGCAGUGCAGGAAUCCAGGGGCCCUGAUGAUGCUCUGGGUGUUUCCCGUGCCAGAGCCGCUGGUCUGACCACAUGCCUUUCCCAUUAGCGGCCGAGCCGGAGCUCGGCGGUCGGGGCACACGCACGCCAGCUCAGCUGUGGCUUCACAGCCUGGCUGCAGCCGCCCCCCGGGCUCAUCCUCACGACCUGCAGUUCUCCUCCACCCGCCAGCCCGCAGUGCCGGGCACGGAGCUACUUGUCCUCGCUUGUGCCACCAGGCAAUCGGGCAUCCACGGACAGCACUGUCCUGGCCCAUUCCUGCCCCCGCAGACCUCUGCCCGCGUGCCUUUGUCCACCGUAACACGAUGUGUGCUGUAGCUGCCACCCCCACGCACACUUUGCCCCUCCAAGAGCCAAUGCCAGCCUCAGUGCCCUGCGUGUGCCGGGGCCAGGCGCUGCGGGAGGCGGGUCAGGUCCCCGGGGCACUGCGGUCACGCUGGGGAUGGAUGCACAGGCAAAGCUGCCAGUGAAGGGAGGACACACAUAAGGCUGUGCUUGGCAGUGCUCCCGCACAGCCCGGCUCCUGGGAAGUGGCUGGACCCUGGGGAGGAGAGGAGUAAAGAUCAAACUUCCUUGGAUCAGAGGUUCCCCCUCCCACUCCCAGCCUGGGCAGCAGCCCUUGCUCUUCUGGCUGCUCUGGGUGAGGAUCAGCAACUCCCUCCCUCUGGAGGGACACUGUGGCCACAGACCCAGGGCUCCUGGGUGGGGGUUGCCUGUCCCUCCCUGGCUCAUGCCAUGCUUCCCUGUCCCGCAGGCAUCGUUGAGAUCCGGUCGGUGCGUGUCGGCGUCGUGGCCAUCCGGGCAGUGCACACCGGCUUCUACCUGGCCAUGAACAAGCGGGGGAGGCUCUACGGGUCGAAGGAGUUCAGCCCCAACUGCAAGUUCACGGAGCGCAUCGAAGAGAACGGCUACAACACCUACGCGUCGCUGCGCUGGCGGCACCACGGCCGCCCCAUGUUCCUCUCGCUCAACAGCAAGGGCAGGCCCCAGCGAGGGGGCAAGACACGCCGGCAGCACCUCUCCACACACUUCCUCCCCAUGCUCGUCAGCUGAACACCGUGGGCAGCUCUGGAUGGUUCUGUAGGGGAAAAAAAAAAAAAACC